AUGCUUUGCACUCUACAUAGAAUUCAUUUGUGGUAUCUGGUUGCAACAGAAGAGGUGCCAAUGAUUGCCCUCCUUGAGAAAAUAGCCGUGCUGACUCAGACAACCACCACGUCUGAGUACGUCACCAAGUUCUGCAACCUUAUAGUGGAACUUGAUUGGAACAAGGAGGCGUACAUUACCCAACUCACGCGUGGCCUUCAUUGGAAGGUCAAGGAACUCCUGUCCACCAAGGACAAUAUUCCCAACAAAUUGGAGGCCAUCUUUGCUGCCUCCAUUAAAAUUGACAAUACUCAUUGGGAAAACAAGGAGAACCGCCCAAAGAAGGCACCUGCCAAGUCCCUGGCCACUGUGGCCACCUCCACCACCACUACCAGGGUCUGCCUAUUGGAAGACCCUAACUACGUCACCCUGGAGGAAAGGGACUGUCACCGUGCAUUGGGUCUUUGCGUGAAAUGUGGUCAGAGGGGGCACGGAAUCAAACAGUGUCCAAAUGGAUGGAGGGCCACAAUCAAGGAGGUGGCCAAAGUAGCCAAGGAUUCCGAGUUGGGAAAAGAUUGA
Messenger RNA from Rhizoctonia solani, 558 nucleotides. RefSeq lists its product as uncharacterized. The coding region runs from base 1 to 558 and encodes 185 amino acids. The record is from RefSeq and is a predicted model, not a curated record. Lineage: Eukaryota; Fungi; Basidiomycota; Agaricomycetes; Cantharellales; Ceratobasidiaceae. Gene Ontology annotation, molecular function: zinc ion binding; nucleic acid binding. The transcript is spliced from 3 exons.